AUGUUCCUUUUCUUCAAAACCUUUGACAACACUCUCCUCCCCACUGGCAGCCCUGCCAUGUCCAACACCUCCUCCAAAAACUUCCCUUGUACCCUCUUUGGUUCCGCCUAUGAGACUGACACCUCUCCACUCCCCACUACCGUUGCACGCUCUGAGGUGUUCCACAACCCUCCUCCUCCUCCUGCUCCCCAAGGCAUUCGCUGA
Molecule: messenger RNA, 204 nt
Organism: Cryptococcus amylolentus CBS 6039
Lineage: Eukaryota; Fungi; Basidiomycota; Tremellomycetes; Tremellales; Cryptococcaceae
Exons: 1
Coding region: 1-204 (67 amino acids)
Source: RefSeq, a predicted model, not a curated record